This is a messenger RNA of Poecilia latipinna (sailfin molly), 3405 nucleotides long. Its product is annotated as transmembrane protein 65-like. Gene Ontology annotation, biological process: regulation of cardiac conduction; cardiac ventricle development. Lineage: Eukaryota; Metazoa; Chordata; Actinopteri; Cyprinodontiformes; Poeciliidae. Gene Ontology annotation, cellular component: mitochondrion. The coding region runs from base 124 to 978 and encodes 284 amino acids. The transcript has 9 exons. The record is from RefSeq and is a predicted model, not a curated record.
GUCAGAGUUACGCACGGAGGAAAGCGGCGCUGCCAUUGGUCAACAUUUUCGAGGUCGCUGUCCGGCGCUGUGCCCUCCCAUCCGCCUCACUCCAUCCUGCCAGCUAGAGAGCGAGUGAAGCGUAUGAACCGGACCGGUUGCCGUGUUUUUUUUGGGCUUCUCCUGGCGGAGGUUGGAGGACGGGACAGCGGAGCAUCGACUGAGAUGCUUCCCUCCCUGCGGAGAGUCCUGCGGCCUGCCUUCUCCUUGACAGCCGGGGGAGGACUGUCCAGAGCCGGACACAGGAGCGGCGAACCAUCCGCUGUAGUAUCAGGCUCCCCGGGGAGGCUCGCCUCACAGCCUCCGCUCUCUGCGCUGGUGCAGCGAUGCUACCUGGGCACACAUCCCCUGAAGGAACCCGUGGAGCCCCUCAACUCACCCCGCGGAGCCAAGGACUUCAUUUACAGCCUCCAUCCGUCGGAACGCAGCUGUCUGCUGCGGGAGCUGCAUAAGUUCGAGUCCAUAGCCAUUGCUCAAGGGCAGCUGGAAAUCGCACCACCUACUACAGCCCAGUUGAGAUAUGUCCUGCUGCAUAAUGCCAUCCCCUUUGUGGGAUUUGGAUUCUUGGACAACUGCAUCAUGAUUGUUGCUGGCACACAGAUUGAGUUAUCCAUCGGUGUGGUUCUUGGCAUUUCAACUAUGGCAGCUGCUGCUCUUGGCAACCUGGUAUCUGAUCUGGCAGGACUGGGGCUGGCAGGUUACGUGGAGGCCUUGGCGUCUCGACACGGCAUGCAGAUUCCCGAGCUGAGUCCGAAGCAGGCGGAUAUGUGGCAGACCAGGGUCAGCUGUCACACGGGUAAAGCCAUCGGUGUGGGUAUCGGCUGCAUCCUCGGCAUGUUUCCUCUUCUUUUCUUUUCUGACGAUGAUGAGAAGAAGGAAGGACAGAAGGAGACGAAGGAUGAAACCCCACCUGCUCCAGCAGGGAGCAGCAAAAACUGACCACCUCCAGACGGAUACUCUUUGUAGUCCUGAAGAAAACCUGAAAAUCUGUUUGUGAGAACUGACUGGGUCUGUCCUCGCCGUCUGGAGAGCAUGAGAACGGACUGUUCUCCAGACACUUCCCAAGAAACAAACUGUCAGGGUAUUCUGAGGAGGAUUUUACUUGACAUAUUUGACAAAAGCACAGGAGACUGGUUAUGUGUUGGAAGAGUCCAGACUGGAAGGCUGCUAAAUCAUAACACCUGCUGAUACAGACCCUCACCUCUGCUUUAAGUCUGUUAAAUCACUUCAGUUUUAAGCACAGACCUUAUUUAUGUCAUGAGAUGGCAGCUCGGCUGACUGAAAGUUGGAUGACUGUUUAAAACGUUGCAGCAGAGUUUGCAGCCGGUUUAAAGACACAAAACACUACUAAAACAUAUUCCAACAUAAGCUUUGUUAUAUAUUUUUGCAUCCAAUUAUCGUCGACUCAUUUAGUUUAUUUAUGUUAACGUUAUGCUUUUGUUAUAUCUUACCCAAUGAGCAAAUUAGUCCAAGUCUCUGUUACAGUUCAUACAUCUCGUAUAGUUUCAGGGUUUUUUUUACGUCUUGCUAAAGCAGUAAUUCAUGCGCACUGGCCAACUACAACCUUUGGAAAGCCUUUAAGAGGCAGUUUAAAGAGUGUGUUGAAGUAAGGAGGUGAGUUUACGUCUAUCUCGAAUACUGUUUCAUUUGUCUCCCUCAGCUGAACAGAAACAGCCUGGAGUUUAACCCGCUGUUUCCUCCCGUACCGCCGUCAUAAUUUGAGCUCUGCUGCCCUCUGCUGGCCAACGCACGACUGACGUUUUCUUCUUGCCUCUUCACCAGUCCGACUCAUGGUUUUCCACCUGCGCAAUUGAUCUGAAGUCGAUCAUCGUUUCCCUCAGCUUAAAGUUAACUAACUAGAUAUUCAACAUGUUGUUUUUAUGUAGUUGUUUUUUUGUUUGCACAUGAUGUCCAUCUCUGGAAUAUUAAAAUUGAAGGAAGCAACCAAAUACAGAGCUGUAAAAAAAAUAUAUAUAUAUAUUUGCCCCCUUACAGAGUUUUUCAGCUUUUGCUUUUUGUCAUACUUUAUUUUCAAAAAGUCAAAUAUUACUUGAGUAAAGGCAAAAGGGGUGUUUCAAAUGAUGAUUAGAUUUAUUUAGUGUGGAAAAUCUGUCAUAACUAAGCUUGCUUCCUGUGGGAUAAGUAAUCUCUCCCUUGUCACAUCAUAAAUUAACUUUAGCUAACUUUUUUUAUUUUUGCAAAGUUGAAGACAAUUUACUCACAGACACUGUCAGACUUCUAGAAUCAACAAGUCACUUAAAUAAAGCAUGUCUGAGUGGUGAAAUUUGACCAUUAGGUCUUUAAAAUCAACAUUUCAUGCCCUGAUCUAAAGUUGAUCAACAACUGAAGAGAAAUGAUGUCACUAAGAUUUAUCAGUCUUGAAAGAUUUACAAAGUUAAAGAUGGCAGUGUGGUAGUCUGUGGCUGCAUUGCUGCUUCAGGAACUGGGCCGUAAUUAAUGGGACCAGGAUUUUUUACCAUCAGUAGAAGAUUUUUCCUUACUUCCUUAUAUAAUCUUGAUAGAGAAUGUCGGGCCAUUGGUUUGUAACCCUGAGAUAAAACAAAUUUUAAUUUUAUGUAGCAGGGUAUUUAUCCAAAGCACAACAGCAGGUCCAGCUUAGAACCACUCAAAGAAAAAAAAAAAAAAAAGAGAAACAAAAGGACAAUUCUAGAAUAGCCUAGUCAAAGUACCAAUAUUAAUCAGAUUUGGAUGUGGUUGCAUGACCUUAAACAGGCCACUGAUGCUCAAAAACCCUCAAACUGUGACUGGAUAUAAACAAUUUGACCAGUUGUCACGACAAGAAAUCUGAACCUAUAUUUGUUAAGGGGGCAAAUACUUUCAUACAGCACGGUAGUUCUGCUAAAAAUCUUUAUUUAUUGUUCUUUAAAUAUUUAUAUUGUGUUAUUCUUUCCUGGAAGAAACAAAAAAUACAUCCAGAGUCUGGAGUAUUCACGCACAAAAUGCAUUUUUCUUCAAAGCAGAAGGAGAUUUGAUCUGGCUGCUCUGUGUUGCAGCCCCUGAUUGAACUGACUAAAUGCUGUCAGUGUAUAUGACUGUUUCAGCUUUGUACUGUGUGUAUAAUACAAAUCCUGACGAGUUAUAAGAAUGAACAGAAUGUACAGAGAAAUAUAAAUAUUUAUGGAGUUUAUAUAUUUCCAUUUUGCAUGCGUAGGUAAGUGUGUAUCUUCACUCGGGUUGGUAGUGAGAUAUGAAUGAUGAGGGAAUUUCAUCAGCCAGGACUCUAACAUGUAAAGGAGUGUGUUUUUUUGGCUCCAUACUUUUUGUGGCCCCUGAUCGUAUAAAUCAUUUUAAAAAUAUGGUACCUUUAGUUUAAAAUGAGCCAAAAAUGUUGUAUCAAGCAAGAAG